GAUUUAUAAUUAACUUGAUUAAUUCAACGGAAGCGAAUAUUUUCAUUAAAACAUUUCGAAGAGCGAAGGCAGAAGUGUAAAAUGUCAAAAUUUAUUCAAAUCAAAAUGAUCUUUCAUUUUAUUUGUUUAUUUAUCGCGUUUCAGAGUAUUACUUCCGUUUCCGGACGUUUAGACAGCCUUCUCGCUCGGCUCUAUAAUAAAGCCCAAAGCAGCCACCGGCCCCUGAUUGUCAUCCUGGACAACUCUUAUUUAAAGAAGAGCGUUCUUCAACCAGCUCACAAGCCAAUUAACCCGUUGAUCACCAGUAGUGGAGAAAUCAGACAUGUUGAGGCGCAAGAGUUUCUAAAAUUGACUGGAAGACCCAGGAUGUCAACGAUACCACCAUCAAAGAGACCCGUCAAACACAGAAACAAGUUCCGAGCGUUAGAUGAUGCUCAAUCACCAAUUGUCAAGAGUCUUCUACGCAUCUCCAACGAUCUACGAUGUGACGCAAAAGAUGACUGCGUCGACGAAUGCGAAGUAAAAUUCAGCGGUGUUAAGAAAAGGAAAUGUGUUUUUACAUGCCAAAUAACAUUUGAAUGUAAACAGGAAUCGGAUUCAUGUAAGGGCGACGAAUGUUAUCCAAAUUCUUGUCAGUCUGAUAGUUGCGAACCCCAACAGGGUAGCACUAAGGGUUACGUUAUGUCUUCUGAGAAAAAGUGUUAUAAAGGACGAUGUUAAUAAAGAUUUUCAUUUAUUAA
This is a messenger RNA of Pieris brassicae (large cabbage white), 740 nucleotides long. RefSeq lists its product as uncharacterized. The coding region runs from base 82 to 720 and encodes 212 amino acids. The transcript is spliced from 3 exons. The record is from RefSeq and is a predicted model, not a curated record. Lineage: Eukaryota; Metazoa; Arthropoda; Insecta; Lepidoptera; Pieridae.